Molecule: messenger RNA, 2163 nt
Organism: Hypoxylon trugodes
Lineage: Eukaryota; Fungi; Ascomycota; Sordariomycetes; Xylariales; Hypoxylaceae
Product: MFS general substrate transporter
Exons: 4
Coding region: 106-1854 (582 amino acids)
Biological process (GO): transmembrane transport
Cellular component (GO): membrane
Molecular function (GO): transmembrane transporter activity
Source: RefSeq, a predicted model, not a curated record
GAAGUGCCCCUCAAUCCUCCUCUCGAUGGAAAAAUCUACCUAUUUCUAUCCAUCUUGCUUCGUAUAUUGACCUAUAGACCAAGAUACUCAUUCUAAGCAACAAAAAUGUCAUUGCAUUCCAUACUCCGCCAUGAGCUAGCCUCGAUCGUAGACUCUCCUGCAGCACCAUCCACGACGGUUCCUACGAAUGUGGCCUCUAGGACAUCACAGGAAGCACUCAAUCACCCGAUUGACUAUGGAGAACCUCCGUUACCUCUUCCAGCGGCUCCGACGCCUGAGGAAAUCCAACGUGUAUUCGACGUGGCUCCAUUGAAUGUUGCCAACAAGCGCCGCCGUAUAACUAUAACGGUACUCAUCGUUGCUUGCAAUCUCAUGCAAAUGAUCUGCAACCUUAUAGGCAUAGGCGGAGGGAUUAUUAUUAGCCAGAAACUAGGUGUUUCGGGCGCUCAUGUCAACUGGAUCGGUGCAUCCUAUCCCCUCACGCAAGGAACCUUUGUAUUAGUCUCCGGCCGAAUCGGAGCCGUAUAUGGGCACAAGAAUAUGUUACUAUUAGGAAGCGCAUUCCUAAUUAUUUUCACCCUUGCGUGUGGAUUCUGUAACAAUUUUGUGACCUUCAAUGUCAUGCGGGCGAUGUCAGGAAUUGGGGGUGCCUUCAUCAUGCCGAAUGCCGUAGCAAUGAUUGGUAUAACCAAUCCCCCGGGAUUCGCAAGAAACUUAAGUUUGGGAUUCUUCGGCGCGUCUGGGCCCAUUGGAGGUUACAUCGGCGCUUUGAUCCUUGGGGGAUUCAUCGAAAGUGCGCCCUUAGUCUGGAUGUUCGCAUUCAUAGCAGCCAUAAGCUUGAUCAUCGCGUCAUUGUUGUGGGCUCUUCUCCCUCGAGAAAUCCCCGUAGAUCGAUACGGGAGGAUCGAUUGGAUUGGAUCCUUCCUCGCUCUAGGGGGUUUAAUUGUUUUCAAUAUUAUGUGGAAUCAAGCACCAGCCGUGGGUUGGUCAAAUCCCGUGGUCAUAGCCACUCUUAUUAUAUCCGUGACACUAUUCGUCGGCUACUACUUCUGGGAACAUUACUUCGCAACCGAUCCAAUCAUGCCAUUGAGCAUUUUCAAGGCGCCGUCAUUCACACCCCUCAUAUUCGUGGUACUGUUUACUAUUAUGGCGGCAGGCAUUCUAUUAUGGUAUACAGUGCUCUGGCAACAGGACGUCCGUCAUUGGACACCGAUGCAGUUCGCUUUGGGUUGGACUCCCUUCGGCAUCUGCGGCGGCCUUGGGACAUUCUUAGCAGCAUACCUCAUCCCACGAGUUUCGGCACAAUGGAUUCUAGCCAUUGGCGCUUCCUGCAUGUUAGUAGCCACCCUUCUGAUUGCUACUAUGCCAGAGCAACAGCCGUAUUGGUAUCAGGUCUUCCCGAGUACCAUUCUAUCUUCGUUCUCGCCUGACCUCACGUACACGGCGGCUCAAAUAAUUGCUAGUAAUGCCGUGAGCCGGAAGCAACAAGGCAUCGCAGGAUCACUCAUAGGAUCACUGCUUCUAUAUGGCACCAGUCUUGGGCUUGGAUUUGCAUCAACCGUCGAAUCGGAAGUUGGCAAACAACACGGCAAAGUUGCAGGAUACAGGGGGGCUAUGUACUUUGCAGUAGGACUUUGUGUCGCCGCCCUCAUCCUCGAUAUUUGCUUUGUGCGACUCGUACAUGAUAACCGCGAAGGCUGGGAGGAUCCCGCUGACGCCGACCCUGCGGAUGAGGUGGCUGCACCAGUCGUAACCGGAACGGAGAUACGAGCUGACCCCGUUAAUGAGGUCGUGGCACCGGUAGUAACGGGAACCGAAUUACGAGAAUUGCGACCUCAGUUGGAACAGCGUUGAAUAGUUGAAUCGUAUAUGGUAGAUGUGGGAACUCAUUUUAGCUCAUUUAACGAUCACGGCAGUGAGAUUUCCAAGUCCUAGAUUAUGACGCGCCGCAGUCAGCACCUGCAAUCCUACCGCGAGCUUUGACGCCAUCCCAUUAUGACGGUAAAGGCGCCAACCAUUGAAGCCGUCUUUCCUAAAUAGGUAGUCAAAUUAUAAUUCCAAUAGCAGCAGCCUGACAAUCGGUACUACGAUCCCCCACAAAUCCUUCGAGCCACAUCGUCUUUCGUUGCCUUGCUACUGCAUGAAUGAGUUUCCAUUUUUACA